AUGAAACGUUUUCUAACAAUUGAACAAGCGCUUGCUCAACUUUUUGAAGAGGAACCAAUUGAAGAAAGAGAUAUGGUUAUAAUUCCGCCAAACCCCUCUGCAGUUAGUGAUGAAGAAGAUUUCGAUGAAAAUGACUUAACAAAUGUCGGAGUUUUGCCUUCAGAUACAGCUGGAGAAUUGGAGAUUCAUAAUUCAGUUGAUGACGACCUUCCAGAACCAUAUUCUACAAGAAGCUAUUCUCGAAUUUCUCACAAUUUAAAAUGGAGAAAAACGGAUGCAAUAUAUUCUUCAAGCCCUUUCAAUGGAGAAAAGGAAGAUGUAAUAAAACUUGAAAAUGAUUUACAUGGUAAAAGUCCAUCAGAUAUAUUUUGUUUAAUUUUCGACGAAGACUUAUAUUCCCUAAUUGUAGAACAAAGUAAUAUUUAUGCUAAACAAAUGAAUAGACCUAACAUAUGCAUAACCAUCCAAGAUAUUCAGAGAUUUAUUGGAAUUCUAUUAUUUACUGGAUAUCAUUCUCUCCCACAAGAAAGAAUGUACUGGUCUAAUGACAGCGAUAUUUCUAUUCCAAUAAUCCGGGAUACAAUGACCCAAUUACAAUUUCGAAAUUUGAAAUAUAAUAUCCAUUUGGCAGACAAUACUAAAAUAGAUAUACAUGAUAGAUUUUAUAAAGUUAGGCCUUACAUUAAUAUAUUGAAUAAUAAAUUUCAGCAAUUCGGAAUUUUUAAACAUCAUUUAUCAAUAGAUGAACAGAUGAUACCAUAUCGAGGAAGACAUUCUUGCAAAAUGUUCAUAAAAGGAAAACCAAUUAGAUUCGGAUACAAGUCUUGGAUAUUGGCCUCUUCCGACGGUUACGUAUUCUCAUUUGAUAUAUAUCAAGGGAAAAGCGAAAAUAAAUAUGAAUAUGGAUUAGGUGGAAAUGUAAUCAUAAAAUUAUUAAAGGCAUUGCAAAAACCAAAUUAUCAUAAAAUAUAUUUUGAUAAUUUCUUUACAUCAUUUAAACUCUUGUCAUACUUAAAACAAAUGGGAUAUUUUGCAACUGGAACUGUGAGGGACAAUAGACUAGAGCAUUGCCCAGUUGAAUCUAUAAAGGUUGUAGCAAAAAAAGAAAGAGGAUAUUAUGAUUAUAGGUUUGAAAAAUUAAACGAAAUAUUUGUAGUUCGUUGGAAUGAUAAUUCGGUGGUGACCGUUGCAUCGACAUGCCACACUAUCUCUUUGCUUUCUAAUGUUUCAAGGUAUUCUAAGAAAAUAUCUUCUAAAAUAAAAAUUCCUCAGCCAAAUAUGGUAACUGCUUAUAACAAACACAUGGGUGGAGUUGAUCUAUGUGAUAAUCUAAUAUCUACAUAUAGAAUAAAAAUAAGAGGAAAAAAAUGGUGGUGGCCAAUAUUCACCAAUUUUAUUGAUGUAGCUUUGGUAAAUUCAUGGAAAAUCUGGAAAUUCGUGAAUCGAGAUGACAAGAAGAGUUUGCUUGCAUUUAGACGAGAAGUUACUAACUACCUCCUUCGAACGCCAGUAAAAAUUGAAAAAAAUUCAAGUACAGGUCACGCCAGCCAGUUUGCAUUACAGUGUGAAAACCCUAUUGAUUCAUCUGGACAUUAUUUAUCCAAAAUUAUAGAUGGAAAAAGACGAAGAUGCAGAUAUUGCCAUACGCACUCAAGAUAUAUGUGCCAAACAUGUCAAAUCGCACUCCAUAUUAAAUGUUUCAAGGAUUUUCAUAAUAUAUAA
Messenger RNA from Gordionus sp. m RMFG-2023, 1722 nucleotides. RefSeq names its product piggyBac transposable element-derived protein 3-like. The transcript has a single exon. Lineage: Eukaryota; Metazoa; Nematomorpha; Gordioida; Chordodea; Parachordodidae. The coding region runs from base 1 to 1722 and encodes 573 amino acids. Gene Ontology annotation, molecular function: sequence-specific DNA binding. The record is from RefSeq and is a predicted model, not a curated record.